Messenger RNA from Penaeus chinensis, 1098 nucleotides. RefSeq lists its product as uncharacterized. Bases 1 to 1098 code for a protein of 365 amino acids. NCBI's taxonomy places the organism in Eukaryota, Metazoa, Arthropoda, Malacostraca, Decapoda, Penaeidae. The transcript is spliced from 3 exons. The record is from RefSeq and is a predicted model, not a curated record.
AUGGAGAAGUUUGACUGCCCAAGCAAGUUCAUCACGAUCGUCCGACAGUUCCAUGACGGAAUGUCCAUGGUCUUUUCAGCCAUGCUGACAGACGCCUUCCGUGAUUACCAGGAUGGGAUACACGUCAGGUACAGGACUGACAGUAGACUGUUCAACCUCAGGUGCCAGCAGGUUGUUAACAAGGUGAAGGUGACUGUCAGCAGAGACUUCCUGUUUGCUGAUGACUGCGCCCUCAACUCCGGCACAAAGCAGAAGAUGCAGCAUGAAAUGGACUGUUUCUCAAGAGCCUGUGACAUCUUCGGUCUCAUCAUAAGCACCAAAAAGAUUGAAGUUAUGAAACACAUCAUGGAGAAGGGACAGGAACUCCAGGCUGUCGACAGCUUCACCUAUCUGGGCAGCACACUUUCAAGAGCGGUGAACAUUGAUGCAGAAGUCAUCAAUAGGAUUGCCAAGGCCAGCUCUGCCUUUGGAAGACUCCGUGAGAAUGUUUGGGAGCGGAGAGGACUCAGCCUUACCACCAAGCUGAAGGUCUACCGUGCAGUGGUGCUCACCACCCUACUUUACGCCUGUGAGACCUGGGCUGUCUACAGCAGACAUGCUAAACAGCUCAACCGCUUUCACUUGAGCUGCCUCCGCAGACUCCUGCGCAUCAAAUGGCAGGACAAAAUCUCUGACACGGAAGUCCUGGAACUGGCCAGCAUCCCCAGUAUCCACACCCUUCUACAGAAAGCGCAGGUCAGAUGGGCAGGGCAUGUUGUCAGAAUGGUGGACAGUCGACUGCCAGAACAGCUACUGUACGGAGAACUUUGCGAAGGCAAGCGCUCAGUUGGGGGACAGAAGAAACGUGGACAUGAACAUCAACGUCAGCACUUGGGAGCAGCUUGUUACCAAUCGCUCAACUUGGCGAAGCAAAGUCUUCACAGGUGCCUGUGCAGCAGAGAAGCGACGUAUGACGGAAGUGCAGAAGAAACGUGCAGCGCGCAAAGCUCGAGCUGCUUACACUUCCAACGCAGCACCCACCCACACCUGUCCCGUGUGUGGGCGAGCCCUCGGGCCCGGAUCGGCCUCAUCAAUCAUCUCGGGACCCACAGCAACUGA